Molecule: messenger RNA, 1152 nt
Organism: Truncatella angustata
Lineage: Eukaryota; Fungi; Ascomycota; Sordariomycetes; Amphisphaeriales; Sporocadaceae
Product: origin recognition complex, subunit 6
Exons: 1
Coding region: 1-1152 (383 amino acids)
Biological process (GO): DNA replication
Cellular component (GO): nuclear origin of replication recognition complex
Molecular function (GO): DNA binding
Source: RefSeq, a predicted model, not a curated record
AUGUCGCGCUCCGUUGAGCCAACACUGCUCUCCUUGCUCCCUACCCUGCCCUCAGCCGAGUCUUUACCACAACAGCUAGUCAGUCUCUCGGCCAGUCUCCUCGCACAGUCGCGACACAAUGCCAGCACACUCAAGGCCGAAGAAGAGGUCGCCCGUCUGUACGCAUGCGCCCACAUCGCCUGCGAACGCCUGAAGACGACACUCGAUCUGCCUCCCAUACAGGCCCGGCCCCCCGUGCCCCCGCGCAUAUACAAGCGGCUAUACACCCAUCUGGACCACAUCCUGCCUGCAAGCUCAGCAGCAAAGAGUGGCAGGAUACGCACCCCGAGUGGGAAGGCAAGGGAGGCAGGUUCGGUCUUUGGUAGCGGAAGUGCCCUGAGGACACCACAAAGAGCGACGCCGAGCAAGGAGUCUGCAUUGGCACAGUUCAGGUCAAAGGCCGAUCAUACACCGAGCAAGUCUACAGGCAAGGCCCGCGUCCCAUCUACAGCAACAAAGAGUCGCAAUGCUUUACCUCCCUGGGCCCCACCAACCAUACGGUCUGUCUGCAAGCAGCUCGACUCAGAACGUAUAGCCCCGACCGUCCUAGCCGGCUUCCAGACCAUUGUUGCACCUCAUGGCAAGCGGACCAAGGAUUCCUGGGUCAAUGAGCAUCUUACACCACUACUUGCUGCCGUGUUUUUUCUUGUUACAGUCAGAUUCACUGUGCUCGUAUCUGGAAAGCCGAUCAAAGGAACCCAAUUCGCGACUGUGCGAAAAGAUGUAGUCCAAGCACUGCGACAGGCCAGGAACGACGUCGACGAUAAGGCCGAGGAUGAAGAAGUAUUCUGGGAUGGAUGGGCCAACGUCGGCCCCAAGGACGUCGACGAGGCAGCCAAAAAGUUCAACGAGAGUGGAUGGCAAGACGAGGAGUGGUUCAAGGGUAUUCAAGACCAAAUUGGUGCAAGCGCGGAUGUGGCCAUGGACGACGCUGAGGAUCAUGCCGCUGGGGCAAAGGCGAAGGUACAACGCGGCGAUACCAUGUUGCAGGGACGUUGGCUCAUGGACGAUACAAAAAGACACGAGUACAACCGCUGGAAAGCAGAAAUUCUGAAGCGAUGUGACGAGGUCCAGAAAGGCGACAGUGCCAUGCAUGUUAAUGCAUCUGCUUAG